UUUCCUUUUUCACUUUUUUUUACCUUUAAUUAUUCUCUCUCUCCACCAUUUCUUUUCUUCUUUAAAGUUUCAUAGAGAACCCAAAACCCACAAUCUAUUUUUGCCUUUCAUCCUUCUCAACCAUAAAAAAGAAGAGUUUAUUUUAUUUUUUUAAAAGUUGAGUUCUUUGUUGUUGCAUUCUUGUUUUAUUAGAAGAAACUGGUUCUUGAUCCAAAAGGGUAGGUGGGAAUUUGUUUGUUGGAUGCUAUAUUCUUGAUUAGUCUUCAGAUUUUUUUUUUAGGAGAACAAAAAAUGGCUUGUUUAUUGAAAACUGGUUUUUCUGUUCACUCUUCAAUUGGGGCUCUGCAAGUUACAGAUUUGACACCCAAUGAAUUUCUGGGCAAAUCUUUGGAUUUAUCAAAUCAGAAGAUUGGUUUUAGCCAUUUGAAUGUUAAACCUCCAAGACCCAUCUCAAUCAAUGCACAAGCAUCAAUUUGUGUUAGCAAAGCUUUAAGAUGGUGGGACAAGACCCUUAAACCCAACAUGGUAGAAAUCCAUUCAGCUAAAGAAUUAGCUGAUUCAUUGUUAAAUGCUGGUGACAGAUUAGUUAUAAUUGACUUUUAUUCCCCUGGUUGUGGAGGUUGCAGGACUUUACACCCUAAGAUAUGUCAACUGGCUGAUUCAAACCCAGAUGCCAUUUUUCUCAAAGUUAACUAUGAAGAACUCAAAUCCAUGUGUCAUGCUCUUAGGAUACAUGUUUUACCUUUCUUCAGAUUUUACAGAGGUGCAGAAGGCAAACUCUGUAGCUUUAGCUGUACUAAUGCAACUAUCAAGAAAUUCAAAGAUGCAUUGGGAAGGUAUGGGACUGAAAGGUGUAGUCUUGGUCCAGCAAAAGGGCUUGAUGAAUCUGAGUUGUUAGCUUUAGCUUCAAUAGGUCAAUUAUCAAGAAAUGAUGAUUAUGAUUAUCCAGUGAAGGAAGAAUUUGUGUUAUCAGGGUUGGAUUUAACUGAUAAUAAGAAUUUGGGGCUAAAAGAAAGUGCUGAAUUGUUGAUGGCUUAAAAUGGAGAUCUGGAUUAGAAGAUUAAUUCUUUUUUGGAGCAAAUUUGCUUUGAAAUUGUAAUUUGUAAAUAUUUAUUAUUGGUUUAAUAGGGUUUUCCAUAAAGCAGGGCUGGGUUUUUUUUUGGAUAAGCCCUUCUUGUUUGGUCAAUCUGUUCAUUGAUUUUGAAAUAAUGAUUAUGUUAUUUUAGAUUAAA
This is a messenger RNA of Solanum tuberosum (potato), 1232 nucleotides long. RefSeq names its product thioredoxin-like 1-2, chloroplastic. The coding region runs from base 292 to 1038 and encodes 248 amino acids. Gene Ontology annotation, cellular component: chloroplast. Gene Ontology annotation, biological process: cell redox homeostasis. The record is from RefSeq and is a predicted model, not a curated record. Lineage: Eukaryota; Viridiplantae; Streptophyta; Magnoliopsida; Solanales; Solanaceae. The transcript has 4 exons.